Messenger RNA from Abrus precatorius (Indian licorice), 842 nucleotides. RefSeq names its product 60S ribosomal protein L17-2. NCBI's taxonomy places the organism in Eukaryota, Viridiplantae, Streptophyta, Magnoliopsida, Fabales, Fabaceae. Gene Ontology annotation, molecular function: structural constituent of ribosome. Gene Ontology annotation, cellular component: cytosolic large ribosomal subunit; ribosome. Gene Ontology annotation, biological process: cytoplasmic translation. The record is from RefSeq and is a predicted model, not a curated record. Bases 90 to 638 code for a protein of 182 amino acids. The transcript has 7 exons.
UAUAUAAAGUGAAUCCCGCUUUCUGUGCCCUAGUUUGCUUCUUCUCUCAGCCGUUGUUCUACUUCAGCCGUGCGGAAGAAGAAGUCACAAUGGUCAAGUACUCCAGAGAACCCGACAAUCCCACCAAGUCUUGCAAGGCUAGAGGUGCUGAUCUCAGAGUGCAUUUCAAGAACACCAGGGAGACUGCCUUUGCCAUCAGGAAAUUGCCCUUGGUGAAAGCUAAAAGAUACUUGGAGGAUGUUUUGGCCCAUAAACAAGCCAUUCCUUUCCGACGCUUCUGUGGUGGUGUUGGGAGGACAGCCCAGGCUAAGAAUAGGCACUCUAAUGGACAAGGACGUUGGCCUGUCAAAUCUGCUAAAUUCAUCCUAGAUUUGCUCAAGAAUGCUGAGAGCAAUGCUGAAGUAAAAGGUUUGGAUGUGGAUGCUCUCUACAUUUCUCAUAUCCAGGUUAAUCAAGCACAGAAGCAAAGACGUCGCACCUACCGUGCUCAUGGAAGAAUCAAUCCCUACAUGUCAUCUCCCUGCCACAUAGAGCUGAUCCUAUCUGAGAAGGAAGAGCCUGUCCAAAAAGAGCCUGAGACCCAGUUAGCAACAAGCAAGAAGAAGUCUCAAGCCCUUCGAAGCGGUGCUUCAUCUUAAAUUGUUAUUGAAUCAAAUGGUUAGAGGGACCUACAUUCCUAGAUUAUGUCAGUUUUGUUGCUCUUCUCCUUUAUUUGUUUUGAGCCGUUUUUGAAGCUUGAAUAUGACAUUUUGUUUCGUAUACAAUGUUUGAAGUUCAUUGAGUUACUUGGAAAUCUUUAUCUUGGUAAUCAAAUGGUUGAUUUGAGUUUUAAUUACGUCUUG